Molecule: messenger RNA, 3346 nt
Organism: Plutella xylostella (diamondback moth)
Lineage: Eukaryota; Metazoa; Arthropoda; Insecta; Lepidoptera; Plutellidae
Source: RefSeq, a predicted model, not a curated record
GUUGGUUGAGGGUACGUAUCCACCAUCAUCGUCCACUGGACUUGCUUUUGCGUUCAAACACUGUGUCUUUCUAAGCACAAACAAUACAGAUAGUAGUUUCUAAACGCUUACCAAAAAGUCAAAUCGGUUCUGUCAACUGUCAUCUGACCAUCUGUCAAACACAGAUGUUUUUUGUGUACAUUUUUUACGAAAACACAUUUUGAUAAGCGCAGGAAGAUUACAAGUUUUGUAGUAAAUUAUGUAUUGUAAUACAAGGCCGGCUAAGCGAAAUAAAGUAGGUAAUUAUGUAGUUACUUGAGUUUCGUCAUCACAACUGGCAUAACAGCCCAUGAAUUUAACAUGACUACAUUAAGUAGAGUUAUUGGAAAUGAUGAAAUGAAGUGGAUAACUGACCAGUUUUCGAGGUUAAAAGACAAAUGCUACUUAGAAAGUGCGGGCGCGGCGCUGUACCCCAAAAACCUGAUAACUGCAGUCAACGAUGACCUCCUCAACAACACUUUCAUGAACCCACACACAGACAAGUACACACGCGACUGCAUAGAACAUAUAAGAAGCCUCACUCUUAACCACUUCAACACCGACUCUUCAAGCUACGACGUAAUAUUCACCUCAGGAACCACGCAGUCUUUAAAAAUCGUCGUGGAAUCCUUCCGCUUCAGUGAGACUCAAGACAAGAACGCCAAGGAAGGGUCGUUUGUUUACUUGAACGAAAACCACACUUCAGUCCUCGGCUUGAGGGAGAUCGCUGCCGACAAAAAUGCGGACAUCAUCCACAUAUCGCAUAAUGACUUCCUCGACGCCGUCAGGGACCAAACUAACAUGUUCUCCAGUUCAAAUCUACAGGACCAGAGCAUAAACAAUAGCUUGUUCGUGUACCCUGCUGAAAGCAACUUCAAUGGAUUCAAAUAUCCCAUAGAUUGCAUGGGGAACAUCAGAAACGGCUGUUUGAACAGCAUAAUUGACGGCCACCCGUGGAAAGUCAAUCGGAAAUGGUUCGUUAUGCUGGAUGCAGCCACGUUUUUGGGGACCAAUAAGCUGGAUCUCUCGAAGAGUCGGCCGGAUUUUGUGGUGCUAUCGUUUUACAAGAUAUUCGGGUAUCCGACUGGGCUGGGCGCUCUGCUGAUAAAGAAGAGAAGUGCCUCGAUACUGGAUGAUAAGAGGUAUUACGGCGGUGGGACGGUGGAUGUUGUGCUCAGCAGCGAACGGUUUCAUGUCAAACGGACUGAUAUACAUGAAAGAUUCGAAGACGGCACUACAUCGUUUCUAUCAAUACUGGCAUUGAAACAUUGCUUCGACGUAUUGCACAGUUUGAUACCGAAAUCUGUAAACAACGAUCUAAUGGAGACGAUAUCCCAUCACACUUUCUAUCUAUCCAAGGAUCUUUAUGAUCAACUAAAGGGUCUGAAGCAUAAAAAUGGGACGAAAGCUGCAGUUUUGUACAUGGAUUCUGAUUUCAGUGAUGUGACGAAGCAAGGCGGUAUAGUUACGUUUAAUAUUGUCCGUGAUGACGGCACUUAUAUCGGAUAUAAUGAGUUCCAACACAUGGCGGACCUCUUCGGCAUAUGUGUUCGCACCGGCUGUUUCUGCAACUCCGGAUCCUGUCAACGACACUUCAAAAAGACCAACAAAGACAUCAAGCUACUCUACCAAUCAGGCCAUACUUGCAGCGGAAACAUAGACCUCAUGGAUGGCGAACCAACCGGCGCUAUCAGAGCGUCUUUCGCAUACUACAACACUUUUAACGACGUGGAUAAACUGAUGAAAAUGAUCUGCCGUUGUUUCGUAAAUACACCCUUAGUGCGGCCGAACAGAAGUUUAGUCUCAUGGAACAAGGGUGUUGUGACUGAAAUGAAAGCAGAAUAUCAUAAUAAUAAUAAUGGAUUGGAACCAGAGUUAAGUCAUUAUUCCGAGGAAUCUGAAGAGAAGAUUGAGUUUGAUGUGCAGGCUGAGGAAACUGCAGUUUUGAAGGAAAUAGCUCUGUUUCCUAUAAAGUCGUGUGGGGCUUUCAAGGUGAAAUCUUGGCCUAUUGGGGACAAAGGAUUCGCGUACGACAGGGAAUGGAUGAUAACCAACCACAAUGGCGUUUGUCUGACUCAGAAGAAUAACACUAGAAUGUGCCUGAUUAAACCGACAAUCGAUAUCAACAGGAAUCUGUUGGUUCUCCAUUGUAAAGGUCGAGUCCCGAUCUCAAUCCCGCUCAACGUAUCUGCAAACAAGAGCCAAUUCACACAAGUGUGCCAAACCAAGGUCUGUGCUGACAUGAUAAAAGGAUAUGACUGCGGGGACGAAGUGGCUCAAUGGAUCUCCGAAGCGCUAGAAGCCUCAUUCCUAAGACUCAUUAGACAGGCCAGCGACGACCUAAGACAAUUAAAAAGUAAACAACCAGAUUUAAGCGGGAAAAUACUGUCAUUGAGCAACCAAGCGCAGUUCUUGCUGAUCAACAAAGCUUCGGUUAGAUGGUUGAAGAAGAAGAUCAAAGAUGAUAGUUUUAUGGAUGAAGUAGAUGCGUUGAUAGAUCGUUUCAGAGGGAAUAUAAUUGUUGAUACGAGCACGGAAUUGGUUGAGAAGCAGUGGCAGAGGGUUAUUAUUGGAGAUCAUGAGUUUAAUGUCCAAGGCGCCUGCACACGCUGCCAAAUGAUCUGCAUAGACCAGCAGACGGGAAACAAAACUGUGGAACCCUUGAGGACGAUCUCCGAGGCAUUUUCCGGCAAAAUGAAGUUCGGAAUAUACCUCACUUACAUAGGACCAGUGAACGGGCCAGCGAGCCAACCACUGGCUGUCAACGCUCCGGUUAAACCAAUCAUGGGCGACGAUAUUAGCAGGUUCGUCAAUAAGCAAAAAAGAAAGAAAAGAAAAUAUGUACUUCCACAGCGUUUCCGGGGAUUUGUAGGUUUAACUUAGCAAGUCGUAUUUAUAGGGUGUAUAGUUUCAGGUCCAAUUUAAGCUAGCACUUACAAAAUAUUGUAAACAUUCCAUUAUUUUAUUAUUCUAUUAGCUCUACCUGAAUGGAUGCAUUGAUGCAUUAUUAUUUACGAAUUUAAUUGUGCACCUACAUGUUCAGGAUAAAAUAAGCAUUAGCUAUUGCUAUAGGGUAUUUAAUUUGUUCUCUUUUAUACCUGACACAGUUUCUAUAUUUACUCAUAUUAUUUUUUUGAUUUUUUAUAUUUUUCAUUGUUAAUCUAUCAUGGUUGUUUCAUGGGUUAUGCCUAUGCCUUAUUUUAUGUUGUCACUUAUUUUAGCACAAUUUAUGACUAAUGAAUUUUAUAGAUUUUAUAUUGUGCCUUUUAAUGUAACAUCUGUGGUCUACAUAUUUAAACUUUACUAUGAGUAAAAAAAUCUUAUUGAG